CUCUUAAGAAAUUCAACCAGUUUAGGUCCAGCAGUACUGGGCGACUGGUAUUGGCGGACCGCAUAUAUCUUGUUUUUAAUCGUAUUCCCAAGAGUUGAGGAUGAUAUCGUGAAAAUGCUGCGCUCUAAGAAGGAUGUUGACCGCCAUGUGCGGGAUAUUCUGAAUAAAGUGCGCACAGAAGAGGAGCGUAAAGUACGAGGAUACAACAUAGCUCGUAUGUACUACAAUGUUGGAGAAUAUGAAAGUGCACGUCGUUACCUGUCAGAGUUUCUUUCAGUGCGCCCAAAGGCCAAUGAUGCACAUCGCCUACUGGGACAGAUUUUUGAAUCAUUAAUCCUGAAAGAAAAAGCUGUUCAAGCCUACAAAACUGCGUAUGAAUUAGGGGAGGGCCAAAGGGAUCUUGUUUUAAAAAUUUGUGAAUUGUACUGUGAUGUUCCUUGUGAUGCUUCAGUUCGUUUAUACUGGGCUGAUGAAGGGGAUCGUCUUUUCCCACAUCAUGAGAAUGUUAUCAGAUUGCGUGAAGCCAUCAUUAGUACAAGCACUAGUUCCCGUGAAGAGCUGGAGAAGCUCUAUUUUGAUGAAAUUAAGGCUAAUCCUUUAAGAGUCAAGUUAUAUACAAGCCUGUUACAGUUAUACAAAGACUGGAAAGGCAAAGAAAAGGAGGCCUAUAAAUACGGAUUCCAGAUUGAAGCUAGAAAAGCAUUUCCUGAUUCCUUAGAAUGGUAUCAAGCCCUUUCUGAUUCUAGUGAGGUAUAUCGAAACAUAGCUGAUGUUGAUGAUGAUGUUGAAUUCCAUCGUAACUAUUUGUCAGUGUUGGAGCGUCUUGUGUAUCUCACAUUGGCUUCUAGCAGCAGUACUGCACUUCUAUCACAGUGUACACACAUGGAUGCAUCAACACUAUUACACAAGUUUGAUCAGGCAUUAAUGACCUCACUGAAAAUAGUUGGUGAAGAUCAGGUCUUUGGGAAAUUAAUGGUUGGACAGCUUUAUAUGCACAUGGCUAGUGUCUUGUUACAUAGCUCAAAGAAGGAGAGUCUGUUACAGACCAACACAAGUGCGGGUGCUCUUCUGUUUCAUGCUUGUCGUUUCCGACCAUCUGAAGGUGGCCACCCAUCCAAAUCUCAGACUUCUCAAGAACAGUUUUGGUAUAAAUUAGCUUGUCACAGAUUGUCGCAGGCUUAUCAUGUCUUGCAUCACAUGGCCAAAACAGAAGGAGAGAAAUCGCAGUUCCUAGAGACUAUAAAGCAGAAAAUUAGCAACACAGAAGCUCAGGCAAACAUCUUCACAACAAUAUUUGGCAGUUCUUACAGUAAUACCAUGGAGAGCAGCUUCUUCAUGAAUGAUGACAAAUUUUACACCGCUGUGUUAGCAUACCCUGAACCUGAGCAAGUUAAAAAGUGGGAUUCUGUGGUGGGGAGUAUGUACUGCUCAAGUUUGAGAGAUAUGGUAUGGUUGUGUAUGCAGCAAGCGCCAAGUAACCUUAAGGAACCACAGCCUUACUAUUCCUUUGCGCUCUUCGAAGGCCUUCAGUUUUCAUCAAAUAAGAUUAAUACAGGGGCUGCAGAAACACUAUGCCAUCUUGAUCUCUUAGCAUUUUUGGUGGCUACAGUCUUUUGUCAGAAAGCAGCUUCAAAAGAUGCCCAUGUUACUGUAUAUACUCGAGUAACGUGUGAUCUCGCAUAUCAUGCGACCCCAAAAUUUUCACCAAUAAACAGUGGUUUUGUCAUGUAUCUCAUGUAUCAUGCGAGUUCUUUUCUGAGUCCAGAACAUACAAAGAAUAUGGGGUCAUGGAAAGAACUGGAGAGUCGUAUUGAAAAGGGGCAAACAAUUGACAAAGUUGAGCUGGCACUAAUAAACAAUGAACAACGUAGGUGGCGAGAGGUACUUACCAGCAAAGAGCUAUUCAGAUGCAAGGUGGUCGACCCUAAAAAACAUGUGGACACAACUUUGAAAUCCUGGGCAGACACACGGUGGGAGAGUCGAAUCAACAGUGUUGAGGUUGUAAGAUUCCAGGCUGCAAAAGUGAGAGAUGCUCUUUUAGAGGUGAGAGGAAGCACUGCAGAUCCAGCUAUUAAAAUUGAAGCACAAGCCUUAGCAGAAGAGGUGGGAUCAUACCGGUUCUCUAUUUGUACGGUGGUGUGGUAUGAUAUCCUUAAGAAAGUUCAAACUGUGAAUAAACUUCUGCAAUCACAAUGCAUGCAACUGGAUGUAGCUGUUGACUUUCUCAAGAAGGCUGAAACCUCCAUUGUUAGCUACAGAGACACUGGGUUUGCUGAUGCCCAGACAUCUGCCAAAGAGAUAUGUGAGGAGAUGAACGUGGAAGCUGCUCUAAAGCAGAAAAGACUCAGAACUACUAAAACAGGCAGUUUUCCUAUGAGGCCCUGA
Macrobrachium nipponense is the source of this 2385-nucleotide messenger RNA. RefSeq names its product RANBP2-like and GRIP domain-containing protein 5/6. NCBI's taxonomy places the organism in Eukaryota, Metazoa, Arthropoda, Malacostraca, Decapoda, Palaemonidae. The record is from RefSeq and is a predicted model, not a curated record. The coding region runs from base 115 to 2385 and encodes 756 amino acids. Gene Ontology annotation, molecular function: protein binding. The transcript has 11 exons.